AUGGGAAGUUUAUUUAAAGCAGGAGCAAACAGAAACAAAAAAGAACCUGUAUACUUAAAUGUAUACGAUCUUCAUACUGGACUUGGUGCAUUCCAUUCAGGUGUUGAAAUAUUUGGUGUUGAAUAUUCUUUUGGAGGACAUGAAUUUUCUUUUAGUGGAGUAUUUGAAGUAGAACCAAAGAGCAUAGAGAACUUUAGAGAAUCUAUAUUACUUGGAGAGACAUCUAAAUCAAAAAGUCAAAUCAAAGCAAUCGUUGAUGAAAUUGCUGAAGAGUUUCCUGGUUUAUCUUAUCAUCCACUUCAAAAAAAUUGUAAUUCAUUCUCACAAGCAUUUGCAAAGAGAAUAUUAAAUGUUGAUAUACCCAACUAUAUCAAUCGGUUGGCAUAUAUUGGAAAUAUGUUUUCUUGUUUUAUACCAACUGGUGCUUUGGCAACUCCAACAGGACAACCACAACAACAAACUGGUUCAUCAAAUAACAAUAAUAGAGGAGGUGGAAGAGCAAGUGAAUUGAUCAAUUCACCAGUAUCAUAUAAAUCAAACAAUGGCAGCAACAAUGAAUAUAAUGAUAGAUCACGACUAUUUCCAGGUGAUGGAUAUUCUUUACAAUCACCUACCACUACGAGUUAUGGAUCUACCAAUAGUGGUGUGAUAUCAUCAUCGUCAUCAUCCAACGCCACAACCAUGUCAUCACCUCCACUCAUACUCACCUCGGAUUCAGAUUCAGACAAUUCUCAACCAAAUUCACCAUCUUUAUCAUCUCAACAUCUGACAGCAGAAGCAAGUGACAGAAGAAGAAAAAUGUUAGAAGCUCUUGGAAAAAGAUUAAUCAUUUCUGUCAAUCAAGAGGAAAUGGAAUCUCAAAAACAAAAGGAUGACAAAGAAGAGGAAGAAGAAGAUGAAGAUGAAGAUGAAGAGGAACCAAACUCCACAAUUGAAAAUCAAAGUUUAGUUCAAUAA
Messenger RNA from Cavenderia fasciculata, 957 nucleotides. RefSeq lists its product as uncharacterized. NCBI's taxonomy places the organism in Eukaryota, Evosea, Eumycetozoa, Acytosteliales, Cavenderiaceae. The record is from RefSeq and is a predicted model, not a curated record. The transcript has 4 exons. Gene Ontology annotation, biological process: protein deubiquitination. Gene Ontology annotation, molecular function: deubiquitinase activity. Bases 1 to 957 code for a protein of 318 amino acids.